Messenger RNA from Beta vulgaris subsp. vulgaris (sugar beet), 1383 nucleotides. Its product is annotated as F-box/LRR-repeat protein At4g14103-like. The record is from RefSeq and is a predicted model, not a curated record. Lineage: Eukaryota; Viridiplantae; Streptophyta; Magnoliopsida; Caryophyllales; Amaranthaceae. Bases 1 to 1383 code for a protein of 460 amino acids. The transcript is spliced from 5 exons. Gene Ontology annotation, molecular function: protein binding.
AUGACGGAGAUUGAAGACGUAGACAGGAUUAGUAGCUUACCAGAUGAGAUUCUCACUCAUAUCCUAUCUUUCCUGGAGACCAGAGAAGCUAUUGCAACAAGUGUAUUGUCCAAAAGAUGGGAGUUUAUUUGGACAACGGUCCCUGUUAUUUACAUUUUGGAACAUAAAAUACAGUCGUCGUUAAGUUUCAAAGCUUUUGUUGACAGGGUUCUGAUCCUUAAUGAUGCACCUUUCUUACGACUCUUUCGACUUCAGUUCACGAAUGAUAUCUUGCAUGUCUGUUCAUGGAUGAGGAAUGUUAUGAGACGGAAUAUAUUUGAAAUUAAGGUUUGGCGCAUGAUGACAUUAGAGGAGGAGAAAGUAAGACCACUAAAGGGGAAUCUUGUGAGUGAGAAUCUUAAGGUGCUAAAGUUGUAUGGCGAUUCAAUAGCUCCCUGGUUUUCCUUAUCAAAUCUCUUCCUACCAAAGCUCCUGAUUUUCCACCUUGAAAAUUUUGAUUUCAUUGACGACGAUGUUUGUUUAGAUGACAUCUUCUGGUCGGGUUUACCAUGUCUUGAAGAAUUUGUUAUUAGUUUUUGUCAGAAUUUGGGGAGUGUUUGUUUCCGUUCUUCUUCAUUAAGGAGAUUGGAGAUACGAUGUAUUCUGACCGGAUCGAAGAGCCGAACUUUAAUAAUUGAUGCUCCAAGUCUUGAAUAUCUGUCUAUUGAUGAUAAUUUUUUAGACAUUAAGUUGAAGAUUAACGCCCCUUCAUUAAUUGAAGCUCAUUUUGGUUUAUGGGGUUAUGGAUCUGGUAUUGAACUGGUGGAAAUAUUGAAGCAAUUUCCCAGCUUGAAAACUUUAGAUAUAUUUACUUCAGCAGAAUUGUUCCAUCAUUUUGUUGCGGGACUACGAGCUGUGAUACAAUUUCCCCUAUUUCCUAAAUUAAAAUGUUUAGAUGUCAGUCAUUUCUGGUUUUAUCGUAAGCAUCCUUCACAUUUAACGAUAAUGGUUCUGCUAUGUGAACAUGCACCCAACCUUGUGUCACUUAAAUAUGGGGAUAAGGAUCCGAUGUCAGAUUGCGAAAGUGAGGAGCCGUAUUAUUAUCUGCCUCCAACUGUGGUGCCCAAGUGUUUGUCAUCAACGCUUAAAGUCAUUGACAUGUACAGCUAUCAAAUGAUUGAUGAUGUUGUGACAAAGUAUUUGUUACAAUACGCAACGAGAUCUUUGAAACCUCUAGAGUCUAGACUAUGUUAUGUUAAGUUAGCCUCCCCUGCAGGCUGCACAUCUGCUGUUUUAAUGUUUGUCUAUGCCUCCGGAUUGAUCUACUUUUGCUUUUUCUCUAUGGUAAUUAGUAGCACUUCAACUUUUUUCUCUCUCAUAGCCCCAAAGUACUGUGCAUGGUAA